AUGGAAAAACAUCAAUAUUGUUAUAACCAAAAUCAAGUUGGUCAAAGUCAUUUUUUUACCAAUAAUCAAAAUUUUGGAGGCAAUAAUCAAAUUCCUGAAAGCAAUAAUUUCAAUCAUCAAAACAACCAGAUCCUUUACGGAAAUAAUUACACCAACCAAAACUUGGGCUGCAAUAAUCCCAUUCAUCAAAACUGUGAUAAUUUCAAUCCAAAUUAUGGCCAAAACUCAACCUACGACGAUAUAUUUGACCAGAAACUAACCACCAUUGCUACUACUAUGAACGGUAAUAAUCCGAAUAAUCCAUUUAUUGUCGGAGAACAUUUCUAUCAAAAUGACUAUUGCAAUUGUAAUCAAAAUGUCACCAUUGAUCAAAACAGCAAUAAGAAACUACUUGUUUUCAUGGCAUAUCAAAUUCAAAGUCUUCAAAAUACCAUAAAUCAAUUGUUAUAUAACAUUAGCAACAAUAAUAGAUAA
Entrophospora candida is the source of this 474-nucleotide messenger RNA. NCBI's taxonomy places the organism in Eukaryota, Fungi, Glomeromycota, Glomeromycetes, Entrophosporales, Entrophosporaceae. The record is from the annotation of a GenBank genome assembly.